AUGUCUUAUUUUCUCGGCAUUGAAGUAGUUCAAGGAGAUGAUGUGAUUUUCAUAUGUCAAAGGAGGUAUUGUGCAGAGUUGUUGAAGAGGUUUCAGAUGUUUGAUUGCAAUCCUGUUAGAAUUCCUGUGGAGGUUGGUACUAAAUUAUCUCGAGAAGGUGAUGGUGCAGAAGUUGAUCCUAGCUAUUUCAAGCAAAUUAUUGAGAGUUUGAAAUAUCUCACAUGGAUGAGGUCAGAUAUAGCCUAUGGAGUUAGUCUAAUCAGCAGAUAUUUGGAGGCCCCUCGCCAAUCUCAUCUACAAGCUAUUUUGAUAGUGAUUGGAGUGGAGAUCAUGAUGAUCGUAAAAGUACUUCUGGCUAUGUUUUCAAUUUGGCACCACCGCAUUUUCAUUGUCGUCGAAGAAGCAGCCUAUUGUUACACUCUUAACUUGUGA
Messenger RNA from Asparagus officinalis (garden asparagus), 432 nucleotides. RefSeq lists its product as uncharacterized. Lineage: Eukaryota; Viridiplantae; Streptophyta; Magnoliopsida; Asparagales; Asparagaceae. The transcript has 2 exons. The record is from RefSeq and is a predicted model, not a curated record. The coding region runs from base 1 to 432 and encodes 143 amino acids.